CACUCUCAUUGCGAAGGAAAUGAUUUGUAUAGUAAUUGCAUACGCACCGGCAAGCGUACUAAUAUAUCAACUGCUAUUGUACAAAGAAACUCAUCCAAUGCAAUCCCGCGUUUCAUGAGAAGUGAAUCAUAACAAAAUGCAGGCGAGAUUUGCUGGUCCUGGCUCCCAGCAUCUCGAAGUCAUGCACAAAGCAAAGAAGGGGAAAUUGAAACCAGAUCAGAGUAGAAGAAAACUGCCACAAAUGGAAUACGACAGAAGGGUAUAUCAACAAAAACAGAAGAAGAAGGCAAAAGGGAUGCCUGAAGAACAAGCCAGCUGGUUCGUAGCAUGAAGGAAGGGAAACGAAGGGCGGAACAUCAUCAUUCCUGGGGUC
Aspergillus novofumigatus IBT 16806 is the source of this 373-nucleotide messenger RNA. RefSeq lists its product as uncharacterized. The coding region runs from base 137 to 331 and encodes 64 amino acids. Lineage: Eukaryota; Fungi; Ascomycota; Eurotiomycetes; Eurotiales; Aspergillaceae. The transcript has a single exon. The record is from RefSeq and is a predicted model, not a curated record.